AUGCCUGGGAGGAAUUCCACGGUAGUGACGGAAUUCUUCUUGACAGUGUUUGCUGACCAUCCCGCCUGGGGGCUUCCGCUCUUCGCGGUCUUUCUGGGUUUCUACCUGCUCACUCUGCUGGGGAACUGUGGAAUGAUCCUGCUGAUCCGCCAGGAUCGCCGGCUGCACACCCCCAUGUACUUCUUCCUUGGCCACCUCGCCCUCGUGGACAUCUGCUACUCGUCCACCGUCGUCCCCCAGGCGCUGGUGGUCCUGCUGGAACGCGGCAUGGUCCUCUGCAGGGCGCGCUGCGCCGCCCAGUUCUUCCUCUUCACCUUCUUCGCGUCCAUGGACUGCUACCUCCUGGCGAUCAUGGCCUACGACCGCUGCGUGGCCGUGUGCCGCCCCCUGCUCUAUGCGGCCAUCGUGACCGAGAAGGCCCGCUGGGCUCUGGUCGCGGCGGCGUACGCGGCGGGCUUCUCCAGCGCCUUGAUUCGCACGGUCACCGCCUUCACGCUCUCCUUCUGCGGGAGCAACCAGAUCGACUUUAUUUUCUGCGACCUCCCGCCUCUGCUAAAGCUCUCGUGUGGGGACAGCUACACCCAGGAGGUGGUGAUCAUUGUGUUCGCCGUUUUGGUUAUGCCCGCUUGUAUCCUGGUCAUCUCGGUUUCCUAUCUGUUCAUCGUCCUGGCCGUCGUGCGGAUGCGCUCCCCCGGGGGCCGGGCCAAGACCGUCUCCACCUGCGCCUCCCACCUCGCCGCUGUGGCGCUCUUCUUUGGGACGCUCAUCUUCAUGUACCUGCGGGACAACACGGGCCAGUCCUCGGAGGCCGACCAGGUGGUGUCCGUGCUCUACACGGCGGUGAGCCCUAUGCUGAAUCCUCUCAUUUACAGCCUGCGGAACAAGGAGGUCACGGAGGCGGUCUUGAAAUCCUUGGGCCGAUCGAAGGUUUCCGGAAGGUUCUAG
Molecule: messenger RNA, 945 nt
Organism: Dama dama (fallow deer)
Lineage: Eukaryota; Metazoa; Chordata; Mammalia; Artiodactyla; Cervidae
Product: olfactory receptor 9Q2-like
Exons: 1
Coding region: 1-945 (314 amino acids)
Biological process (GO): sensory perception of smell; G protein-coupled receptor signaling pathway
Cellular component (GO): membrane
Molecular function (GO): odorant binding; G protein-coupled receptor activity; olfactory receptor activity
Source: RefSeq, a predicted model, not a curated record